Molecule: messenger RNA, 1435 nt
Organism: Numida meleagris (helmeted guineafowl)
Lineage: Eukaryota; Metazoa; Chordata; Aves; Galliformes; Numididae
Product: regulator of cell cycle RGCC-like
Exons: 5
Coding region: 159-464 (101 amino acids)
Biological process (GO): regulation of cell cycle
Cellular component (GO): cytoplasm
Molecular function (GO): protein kinase activator activity; protein kinase binding
Source: RefSeq, a predicted model, not a curated record
GAGACCCAGAACGGAACCACGACAGCCGCGCCUCGCGCCCAGAGCUGCCCCGGCCCCGCCCGGUGCCGCCGAUUGGUGCGCAGCGGCCCGCGGGGCGGUGGCGCUGAUACAAAACGCGCCGCGACCGCCACUGCCCUAACGGAGAGGACCGGGACGCCAUGUCGGACGAGCUCAGCGACCUGCUGCGGGAGUUCGAUGAGGUGGUCGAGGGCUUCGACAGAGGCCCCGCCAGUCAGUAUGAGCGGCACCUGGAGGAACUGAAGAGGAAAGCGGGGCACAGCGUGUACGACAGCGGCAUCGAUGAGCUGGAGAGUACCAGCACGUCCCCAGCAAGCAGCCUGAACUCCAGUGAGGAGGAUCUCAAUACCCACACUGGUCCUAACUCCUCUAAAGCUAAGCUUGGAGACACACAGGAACUGGAGGAGUUCAUUGCGGAUCUGGACAAAGUAUUAGAGGAGAUGUGAGAUGUGGUUCUGGCAGAAAGUUUGGAGGAGGAUCCACAGCAGAUACACCUAGUGCCUCCCUGAUGUACCCAGUGCUUCUGUGUCCCUGCCAUCCUCCAGCUGAGUGGGUAACAGCUCCUCUUUGCCAUGACAUGCUACUUCGUGCCAGGGAAGAAGAAUCCCAGCCACAAACAUGGACUGAUCCUGCCUUGACAGCUGCUUCUUGCUCCAGCAGCAAGAGAACUGGGAUGUGUUUCUGGUGCGGCUGGGUUGGGGUGCUGGGACAGCUGCGCUUGUGCCAGUCUCAUGGCACUGGCAAGCUUAGGCCUGUAUGUUCAGCUCUGCACAUUCAUGGCUUGUAGCCCCCUCAGCCAAGGAGCAGGAGAGGGCUCCCCAGGCCCUGGGAUGUGGGCUGGGCAGGCUGACAGAAGGGCAGUGGGAGCCUAAGGGUGGUCCUCCACAUUGUUCCAUGGCUCUGUCCACAACAGCACUUUCAUUCUUGCCUUGGGCCUGCCACAAGAUCUGCUGAGGUCUGCUGGCUGCUGUGAGCAAUAGCAUGGUCAGCUCUGCUUUAAUUGUUGUUGGGCUUUAAUCUGCUCCCAUGUGCGGGACAGGACUCUGCUGGCACUAAGAUAUGAAACCGUCUUGGUGAGGGCAUCAGGCUGUGACCUGAAAUGGGGGCUGGCGGCUGCUGACCAAGUGGAUUUGGAGAGUUUAUCUGCUGGAUUCAACAGUGGUAUGAUGGUGAUAUGGGUGAAGAUCAACAUGCAGUCCUUCAUUGACACCUUAGUGUCCUCUCCUGGUUCAGGAAGCCUGUUCCUGCAGCAGUAUUUCAGGCAGUGGUAGCCAUUGCUGGCCUGUUGCUUCUCAUGGGCAUCUGCAAUUAAGGCCCCUGCCUGGACCCUGAGUGCCUCUGCCCUGACUUCUGCUGUCAAUACUGUAACGAUGUUGUACACUGUACAGUUAAUGUAUUUUUAUGAAUGGGAUUUUAA